AUGUCUCCUAGAAAAGUUUCUAUUGUAUGUCUACCAGGUGAUGGUGUUGGGCCUGAAAUCGUAGCUGAAGCAGUCAAGGUUUUAAAAGUCGUGGCAGAACAUAGAGGAAGCGCUCUUGGUGUCGAGUUCGAAUUCAAGAAUGAGCUCAUUGGUCUUGCCGCUAUGGAGAAAACAGGUGAGCCUCUCCCAGACUCUGCAUUGGAGGCAUGUAAACAAGCCGACGCCAUUCUUUUGGGAGCCGUUGGUGGUCUUCCAGGCGCGAAAAUCGGAAGUGGUCCUCGCCCUGAACAAGGCUUACUGAAACUUAGAAAGGAGCUUGACUUGUAUGCCAACUUAAGACCCGUGUCUUUUGCUGCUGACAGCCUUCUCGGUCUCUCUCCAUUGAAGGAUCAUGUUGUCCAAGGCACUAACUUUGUGUUUGUUCGCGAAUUGGUCGGAGGUAUCUAUUUUGGUGACCGAAAGGAAGCUGGUGAAGAUGGCAAAGCUUAUGAUACACUUCCUUAUUCCAAAGAAGAAGUUGAACGCGUCACAAGAUUAGCUGCUCACUUGGCAAAGAAACAAUCACCUGCAGGCAAAAUCCAUUCCGUUGAUAAAGCCAACGUUUUGGCUACAUCCAGACUCUGGCGUAAGACGGUAACAGAGACAUUAGAAAAGGAGUUUCCUGACUUAGAAUUUGACCAUCAACUUGUUGAUUCUUGCGCUAUGGCCAUGGUCCAGCGUCCUUCAAGUCUUAACGGUGUUGUUCUAACAGAAAACAUGUUUGGUGAUAUUCUUUCUGAUGAAGCCUCUGUGAUCGUGGGCUCUCUUGGCUUGUUACCCUCUGCUUCUCUCAGUGGACUUCCUGAUGGCAAAGGCAAAUGCCUCGGCGUUUAUGAACCUAUUCACGGUUCUGCUCCUGAUAUUGCUGGUCAGGGCAUUGCUAACCCAAUUGCCACUAUCCUUAGUGCUGCUAUGUUGCUUAGAUAUUCCCUCGGCUUCGAGUCUGAAGCUGUUGCUGUAGAAGACGCUGUACGUAAGGUCUUGGAUGCUGGCUUCUAUACACGCGAUCUUAAGGGUGACAAGUCCACUGUCGAAAUGGGUGAUGAAAUUUGUAAGCAUUUGGUGCAAUUGUUAAAAGCAACACAAUAG
Molecule: messenger RNA, 1128 nt
Organism: Rhizopus microsporus ATCC 52813
Lineage: Eukaryota; Fungi; Mucoromycota; Mucoromycetes; Mucorales; Rhizopodaceae
Product: 3-isopropylmalate dehydrogenase
Exons: 2
Coding region: 1-1128 (375 amino acids)
Biological process (GO): L-leucine biosynthetic process
Cellular component (GO): cytosol
Molecular function (GO): magnesium ion binding; 3-isopropylmalate dehydrogenase activity; NAD binding
Source: RefSeq, a predicted model, not a curated record